AUGGGUGUUGACUUUGUCUUAUCCUUGGAACGGCCCUGUCUCUUCCAUACACGUCCUUUAGGUGAAGACGAGCCAUCUGGACAUGCUAUGUCCAUGCAGGGACUUUUACUUUCCGAGGCUCCUCAAGAGUUACCCGAUCAAACUUCGUGGGAGAUUCCCGCUCAGCAACUUGACAAGCUCUUCGAACUUUCUGGAUCACUUGGCUUGGAAGGCGUUAUUACACCUGUGCAAGCAUGGAAUAGGAUUGUUGAGCAAUACAAUAUUGCUCAAUUGCCGAGUGGCCAGUUGAAUAUGUUGAGAUCUGCCAUGGUCCCGCACAUAGAAUGCUUUGGGUUCGGAGCACUCAUGGAGGAGGAUAUUUUCGAGAGGCUUCUGAAUGAUAUCUUUCAAUAG
Messenger RNA from Penicillium cinerascens, 393 nucleotides. RefSeq lists its product as uncharacterized. The transcript is spliced from 3 exons. Lineage: Eukaryota; Fungi; Ascomycota; Eurotiomycetes; Eurotiales; Aspergillaceae. Bases 1 to 393 code for a protein of 130 amino acids. The record is from RefSeq and is a predicted model, not a curated record.